UAGGGAAGUUGUCAAGAAAAUGAUCAUGCACACCCAAUCUAAAAAGUUGUAUUAAAUCAUAUUAAAAAUGCAACAUGUUCCUUGGUGGUCAAUAGAAAAUAUCAGUGGAAGAAGAAUCUCCUUCACAUAUCCUCUUAAUUAUCUAUUUAAAAUGGUACUAUUAUAUCAACCACUUUUAAAUAAUGUAGKUAGACUUUGCACACAAUUUUUAUUUGAUUGAUUCAAUGUUUACAAAAUGCUCAGUGCACCACAAAAUGGUGCUGUUCAAUAUCGUAUAUCACUUUCAUUUGACAGGGUAGUCAUGUGGUUAAAGCAAAAACCCGGAUUCGAUCUCAGCUCUCACCUGAGUAAACCAACGUGAUCAGCAGCAUCACAUGUCACAUGAGCUUGAUUUGUACUCCGAAGUUUCGAAACCAUCUUUGGUGUAAAUAUCAGACAUGAAUGUAGACAGAACAAAAUGAUCAGAGUUGUAAUUGUAAUGUAAUAAUACAAAUGUUGGCACGCAAUGGAUAUAAUGGAGAAGGUUGGAAUUAAUUUCAAACAGGGGCACAUCAAAUCAACAUUGCCAUGUAGCCUACUGUUCAUAAAACACAUUUCUACAUACUCCUCUUCCAAGAUCAAAAGUUGAACAAAAAUAGAUGCAGAGCAGGGCGGGGAAUUAAAUUCGCUAACACUAAUAGUCCACUCCAUAUUUUGUGACACACGACGGACGCUGGUUUACUGCAGAGGUUUUGAGAGGAGAAAAAAACCGAGCGUGACAAAACAUUGACCGAAAUUACUCGACGAAUUACUGUGCCAUAACCUUGCAACGAAACAACUCCAACAGUCCAAGUUGCUAUCCUGACGACCCAGACUCAAUUUAGCAGUGCAAGCGGCGCGAGUGAACCCGUGAGAACGAAAGCUUCGAGAGCGACAUAAACCCCAGCCAGCGGCAGCGGUCUCCAUUUUAACUUCGAGUCCGAUCUAUGCCUCACGUGUCUUGGACUGUCUCUCUCACAUGACCCGAGUGUUUGUUCCCGUGAUCAGCACUUCCAUCUACGCGUCUGUGUCAGUGAAUAUCACAUUUUAUUCCAACCCUGAUGGAUAUGCACCUCGAACAGAGUCUGGACACCGCGACAAGUCACGAAAAACAAGAGGAGGAGGUCGUCCAAUUAGAAGACGGGGAAGGGGAGCAGACUGCUGUUACCAUAGGCAGUAUUCAGCAGGCCCAGGCAUUCGCGGACCACAACAUUCAGUACCAGUUCCGCUCUGAGGGUGGUCAGGUGACUUACCGUGUUGUCCAGGUAACUGACCAGCAGCUGGAGGGGAGAGAUGACGGGGGAGGGCCGGUUAGCGUGGUCUCCACGGCCGCCUUCCCCGGYGCUCCUCAAGCAGUGGCCCAGGCUGUGAUCCAGAACCCUUUCAGUAAUGGGGGUAGCCCCGUGGGAGAGACGCUGGGAGGGGAGACGCGCUUCGCCUACUUCCCAGCUACGGCUGUGAGCGACGGCACUGUGUCUGUGCAGACCACCUCCGACCCCACACAGGCCGGGGGUCAGUUCUACGUGAUGAUGACCCCUCCUGACGUCUUGCAGACAGGCACACAGCGAACCAUAGCCCCGCGCACACACCCCUACCCUGAAGACGAAACCGAGAUGCUGCAACAUGACGGUUUAAACUGGAAAAUGGAUGGCCCACGGACACCCAGAGAUGAAAGGAGGAGAGCGCAACACAAUGAAGUUGAGAGGCGGCGGAGAGACAAGAUCAACAAUUGGAUCGUCACGCUCUCCAAAAUCAUCCCYGACUGCAACAUAGACAGCACCAAGACGGGRGCUGUAAGUCACUCUAGUAAAGGGGGCAUCCUGUCUAAGGCGUGUGACUACAUCCGAGAGCUCCGUCAGAAUAACCAGAGGCUCCUGGACGGUGUCAAAGAGGUGGAGAGAGUACAGGUGGACAACGAGCUCUGCAGACAGCAGAUCGAGGAGCUGAAGAAUGAGAAUGCCCUUCUCCGAGCGCAACUCCAGCAGCACGGCAUCGAGRGCGUGGGCGAGACGCCGCCACAAUGAACGAGGGAGACGGAGAGCAGGAUGGGUAGAAGGAAGAGGAGAACGAGGCAGCCUGGAGACGACACGUAGGAACAGAACAAAAUGAACGAGCUACUGACGAAUCACUGUUUUUCAGUCGCAGACAGUUAGUCUUCCCUGGCCUUGUCUUUGUGGCUGCAUCCGAGACUCUUGGCAGGCUCCUGCUGCUUUGUUGGCUGCACUUGACUGAUCCAGGAUCAGUUGAAAUGACAAAAGAAGCCACCGUGUACACAAUUGACAUGUCUCAGAGAGAGAACCGGUCACAACCAGCAGAGAAACCCUCUACUAGCCCAGAGAAACCCUCUGCACAACUCCUCCCUCCAUUGACGUUGGAUAUUUUGUUAUUGAGGAGUUUUCCCAUUCUCUUCAGUCAUAUUUUAUUUUAGUCUGUAUUUGUGGUUGAGAUUCAUAUUACCAUUUUUGUUACGUUAGCGGUUUUAAUUUAUUAGUUUGUGUAUUGUUAAAAAUAUGCCCAGAAAGACUCAUUUAGAAAAGCUCAUGUAUCCUAGAGGAAUAGAUGAUGUAUGAGUGAGUGGUAGGUUACCAGCCAGUAGAACAGAAACACGAUACAAAUAAACCGCUGCAUUGCAGAACUAUGUGAAAGAAUGCCUUGAUCGUUGGCAAUAUUAUUAGGUGUUUUCAAAAGUGACACCGAUAUACAGUGAGCUCAAAGUAUUGGGACAUGACACAUUUUGUUGUUUUGGCUCUCUACUCCAGCACUUUAAGAUGAUA
Salvelinus sp. IW2-2015 is the source of this 2792-nucleotide messenger RNA. Its product is annotated as upstream stimulatory factor 2. The record is from RefSeq and is a predicted model, not a curated record. NCBI's taxonomy places the organism in Eukaryota, Metazoa, Chordata, Actinopteri, Salmoniformes, Salmonidae. Gene Ontology annotation, molecular function: RNA polymerase II cis-regulatory region sequence-specific DNA binding; protein dimerization activity; DNA-binding transcription factor activity, RNA polymerase II-specific. Gene Ontology annotation, biological process: regulation of transcription by RNA polymerase II.